Molecule: messenger RNA, 3113 nt
Organism: Lytechinus variegatus (green sea urchin)
Lineage: Eukaryota; Metazoa; Echinodermata; Echinoidea; Temnopleuroida; Toxopneustidae
Exons: 9
Coding region: 1-1965 (654 amino acids)
Biological process (GO): cell-cell adhesion
Cellular component (GO): cell-cell junction
Molecular function (GO): cell adhesion molecule binding
Source: RefSeq, a predicted model, not a curated record
AUGUAUCUCUCUCAUGGAAUCGAAGUCCACACCGACGACGUCGUCAAGGCUGAAUUCGGAGCGUCGAUCACCAUUCCGUGUUCCUACACACCACGAUCGUCCAGAAGUAACUUUGGCCAAGUGUUGUGGAGAAGGGGUAUAAACACUAUCAUAUAUGUGCACCGUUCUGACCCGGACCAGGAUUCAACGAAAGUGAGUGAUAGGUAUAGCCUCUCCGUGGACUUCGUGUCGAGUGGAAAUUUAACCAUAAACGACGUGGUCAUCGAUGACGAGGGAACAUACACCUGUGCGUCGAAUUUGUCCCCGGCUGACACCUUUCUAUUUAAUCAAUAUUUCCUUUAUUUCGUACAUCCCUCUCUCUCUGUUCAACCUUUUACAGCUCCACGAGAGCUUCUCCUCCGAGGCCAAGCAGCAAACAAUCCCGUCGUCAUCCACCAGAACGCCGUGACGCUCAAACCCGGUGUCGACGUCGAGUUCGAAUGCCAGGCCGUCAGAUCCAGACCGGCUGUGACAAUCAAAUGGUACUACGCCGGUGCUCUCGUUGAGCCUUUGUCGAGCCCGUCACCGAGUUCGGACGACGUUGGAUUCCAGAACACGACGUCGUCAUUCGCCAUCGCUCGUCCUAGUCGGACGGAUCACGGCGAAUCAUUGGUAUGUCAGGCCGUGAUGAUGGAUGGGAGAGUAGUUCGCAUUACAAGUAUUAUCAUUAACGUUGAAGAACCUCCCGAUCAGCCAAUUGACAUCCAUGGACUUGCUUACACUCUGACGUCAUCGACACGUUAUAAACCGUAUUGUAUCGCUGGCAGCAGCUUCCCCUCCUCCGAGAUCACGUGGUCUCUCGAUGAGGAAAACGUGACCGACGACGCCGAGGUGACGACCACGAAUAUGGCGUCGGGAUACGUGAGGGUCAUCAGCGAGUUGAGUUACGUAACCAAAAGAGAGGAUUAUGGGAAGAUAUUGCGAUGCAAAGUUAGUCACGUGGCACUGAGGGAGGAUGUCGUUGCAGAGAAAGCUAUCUGUUUGAUUGACACUGAAAUGAAUUUGUCAUCAGUGGAGGGGGAUCUUUCCGGCUCUCUCUUUCUUGAAGUAAGUGGCAUACCACAUUCGGCCUCGUGUUCUCUCAGUGCAUGUGACAUUGCACAAGAUAACAGCACCACGAGGGACGAAUGCAUUGAAAGAUAUCUCGGUGACACGUACAGCGACUUCGCCGACCACGUGCAUGAAUUCACUGAUCUCGUAGCUUCGACCACCUACGACGUAUCGCUUCGUUGCGUUCAUAGGUUGUGCGGUGAGAGCACGACCGAGACACGAGCUACCGUCCCGAGUACUCCGGAUCGCGGCGGCAAAAAUAUUGACUCCGAAAAUAUGAACUCCGUAUUCAAUGCUGAGCCGAAGUCGUCAACUGAGAACGUGUGGCUUCGUGACCUCAUUUUCGUCAUCAUCGCCGUGAUCGUUGUCAGUGCUUUUGUCAUCGUAGUCACCGUCUCUAUCGUUCUCAGGGCUGUCGUGAAAAGAACAAUUCGAGCAGCUGGUGGCCAAGACAGCAAUCACGUGACACCUAACCGAGUAGGUGAUACCACUACUUCUUUCUCACGUUCCUCAUCUUUAUCAUCUGCCUUGCGAUAUAAUCUCUACACGAUCGAAGAGGGGAACGAAGUCGAUCCUAAGAUCUAUCAGGAAAUCAAAGAAUUUCGGUCCAGUCUCGUCAACCCCUCCGAUAUCAUCGUGUCCAUCAAGCCGAGUGAGGAAGAACGGAAGAGCCUUCGCGAGUCGAUGCGGUCGUCCAUGCGUCAUCCACGACCGCCACCUCUACCACCGCUCACCAACCGCGUUCCGGUUGAUACCGCGGUCGUAUCCGAUUCGACCGAUACAGAGUCGGAUAAGGAGGAUUAUGUACCUAUGUCUCCCGACACGUAUAGCAUUGAUUCCGAGUAUAUGGUUAUGAGCAGCAUUGAUACCAACUAAUAUCAGGGGUUUUAAAGGCAGUAAUUAUCAUGAAAAUACAAUGACAGUCAUUUGCUAAAAAAUCUAUCAAGAAUUUAUAAGGCCUAUGUAGUCUCCAGUAUCAGAUGUUUUAGAUGCAUUUCAGAAAAUGCAAUAUCAAACAUGGUACAACUUUAAGACGACUGCUUUAUUAAUUUAAAAACAAUAAACUUGAAAGCGCACUAAAGGGUUUGUAUUCUAAGACUACAAUCAUCAUGAUUGUGAUCUAAAUGUGUCAUUCUGGUUAAGAAAUUUACGGCAAUUUGAGUCAUUUAGUGCUGGUAUUGAUACUAUUCAGUAUGUAAGAUGACUAUAUUUUGUAUUUUGAAUUUGAAUACGUAGACAUAUAUUUAAGAAGCAUAUAAUGGCACAUCGCAGUGAUAUAUAUUUUAUACACCUAUCACGGGAACAUAUAGGCCUGUAUACGUUAGAAAGUACAAGGUAACUUCGAAGUAAAAGCCUGGAUCACAUUUUCUUAAUGAACUUGUGUACGUACAUGAUUUUUUUGCAUUGUAUUUUUAUCUAUACAUGCUAUAGGAGCAUCCCGCCACAAGCCUCGGCUUUUAGGAUAUUAUAUAUAUACGCCUUCUUCUUCAUACCAAGCAUGUACAUAUUUAUAUUUGUCAUAUUAACAAUUUGACUUUUGUAUGGAUUAGUAUUACGAAAAGUGUUUUGAAAUGGAAGAAAAUAUUUGAAUUGAACUGAAUUGAAUUCCUUGAUUCAUUCUGUAAUUAAAAAAAAUGAAAGAUUCUACAUAUUUUCUGAACUUUUCGAUCAAGUGAAUUUGAAACUUUUCAUUAUUGUACGUAAAUAUAUAACACGUCUUAAGUGCAGGGUAAUUGUUGUUCAUUACGUUCAAUGAAGACUGAUAAGUAAAUAGGCUCUGAUCUUAAGGAAGGGGUUGAAAUAAUCGGUGAAAAUUUCAAAUGUUAUUUGAGUGGAAGCCAAUUAGGGAUUCAUUAAGACUACAGCAUAUUCGAAAUAGAGAUUUAUAUUUUGAGAAAGAAAGACUGUUUGCUGAGAUUUUUUUCAAACGGGUGCUUUUUAGCUUUUUAAACUUUGGUUUUAUAGGCAUAUUGCACAGUUUAGUGCUUGAAUCAUUUAAAGGAAACCAAAACCAAAGAGAAGUA